Molecule: messenger RNA, 1732 nt
Organism: Leptomonas pyrrhocoris
Lineage: Eukaryota; Euglenozoa; Kinetoplastea; Trypanosomatida; Trypanosomatidae
Exons: 1
Coding region: 35-1732 (565 amino acids)
Source: RefSeq, a predicted model, not a curated record
AGCGAGUACGCAAGGCAUUUUUCUCUCGUCUCUGAUGCCUGUCUCGUCUUCCAGAAGCCACCGCGACGUGUCCGUGCAUUCCUUGCGCACCUUCAACGACGGUGAUGGCGGCAACGCAGCCACCUCCUUGACGCGAUUGGAGGCGCACGCCGCGGUCCGUUUAGACCCUCUCCAAGGGAAGACGUUUGACUGCUACGGACUCCCGCUGCGGCGUCCUGGCAAGGACCAACGUGUCCGGUUCUCCUUUAUCAAGUCCAUGAAGGGGCUCGCCUCGUACCUCACCACACGCAUCAACCCAUCCUUCCAGGAAUGCCUCAUUUGCGUUGUCGAGACGGAGAGCGAUGUUCGAUUUGAGGUGCGGCAGAUCUCCAACGGUAAAGGCACCCGUGCCCGCGUUUUGUUCUCCGCAUCGCUUUCCGCCUUGGUCGACGUCGCACGCGACUCCGUCAUUGAGAAAGACACCGUCGUCUUUUCGCAGCUGCCCUCUUCCUUUCAGCCGGCGGACGACGGUGCUCGCACACCCGCGGUGAGUAGCGAGGCUGCGGCGGACCGUCGACGGACCGGCGUGACAAGCACCACCAGUCCUCAUCACAGCCAGCAACAGCAGCGACAGCCCAGCCGCAGCCCUACACCAAACCACCACCACCACCACAGCAAAAGGGCUGCAUCAAAAAAAGAGGAGCUGAUCUCAACUCUCUUUAGUGCUUACGGUGACAUCGGCCUUACCCUCGUCUUUCACGACGCACGCAGCGACGAGGACAGGCUCACGCACCAUCGCCACCGCUCCUCCUCCUUUCCCUCCGCCUCGCACGGUGGUGGUAGUAGUGGAGGGAGCAGCUCACGCCCCUACACCCGAAUAGGUCUGCGCUUCGUCUCUACCGUGGAGCGCAAUGAGUGGCUAUCAUUCUGCGGUGAGGCGUACAUGGGGCUGCUGCUCGACUCCAUUCGCACAAAUCGCGACACGGUGUACAUUCCGGAUGAUCACAGCAGCGGCGCUCGUGCGGCUGCCCCAUCCACCGUCAACGGCUCCGAUACCUUUCACCUCGCAAAGCCACCAGACGAGGCGGUGGAGAAUUAUAUUGACUUCUUUCUCUCUGCCCGAACGAAAGCUGAUGGGAACACCAACUCCAACAAUCACCACAACGACAGCGGUGGCGAGGCGGACCCGCUUCUGGUGCCUUUCAGCGGUGCGUUGCGCAUUCGCAGCUCCGACGGCUCGCUGCACACGCGCGAGGUGCACCUCGAAAAGGAAGACGCGGCCGACGACGCCGGUGCGCGGGUGACGCGGACUUUUCUUGUCUUCCGGCGCAAAGGGUGGUGUGGAAAGUCCAAUUCGCAACGCGUUCCUCUAGAGGGUCUUCAGAUCUACGCAGAUGACGAUCAGAGCGGUACAUCGUUCUAUUUGGAGUUUGCGUACUCGGGCAAGUCUGCCGCAGAGUACAACAGGUCCUCGCACGCCGAUCUCACGGCGGCCGCCAAACAGCUUUACGUGCUGGGUGCGGUUCAGGAGCCUUUUUUGUGUGGUACUGAUCUGGCAGAUGCGCAGGCCACUGUUACGCUGGAGUGCGAAGCAGGAAGCUUCGCUGCGCGCCGGCAGUGGCUGCAAUGGCUGGAGAUUGUGCUGAAGAAACAGGUGGUGUACCUCUCCGUGGCGCGUCGCAACGCAGAGGCGCAGAAGCCGGUGGAGCAGGAUACGCGCAACGGGCUGCUCGGCGAUCGGAUCGUUUGGUGA